Aethina tumida (small hive beetle) is the source of this 4395-nucleotide messenger RNA. RefSeq names its product serine proteinase stubble (gene Sb). Gene Ontology annotation, molecular function: serine-type endopeptidase activity. The record is from RefSeq and is a predicted model, not a curated record. Gene Ontology annotation, biological process: proteolysis. The transcript is spliced from 11 exons. The coding region runs from base 273 to 1988 and encodes 571 amino acids. NCBI's taxonomy places the organism in Eukaryota, Metazoa, Arthropoda, Insecta, Coleoptera, Nitidulidae.
CGCCGACAACGUGCUCCAAGUACCGGGCGCGUUGAUCGCCAGUUGUGCUCACGCUCCAUCCGCGAGGAUGGGUUUUGUGUUUUGACAGUUUUUGGUUUUGUUCUCGCUUUUUUUUUUGUUGUUUUUUGGAUUUUUCGUACGGCUGGUGCGUCCGGAAGAACGCUCAAAAAUCCUGGACCAAUGCGAAGCAUCACCAGUGUCCAGUGCGAAACAAUUUAGUGAUCGGUGCAAUAAUGGACGUCAGUGUUGAGCCAUUAGCGGAAUAAGGAAUAAUGAAACUGUUUGAGUCGAGAAUGCUUUGGAUGGCCAUUCUGGGUGCCAUAUUGGUGUGGUUUAUGUCCCCUGGAGCUGAUGCCAACUUUCAACGUACGAGAGUGUCGUCUUACCAAAUCAGUCCGAAACCGUGUUGGGUGGACGGGCAGGAGGGCACGUGCAUGUUCGUGUACGAGUGCAUCAAAUCGGAGGGCUACCACAUAGGUAUGUGCGUCGACACGUUCAUGUUCGGGUCUUGUUGCGCCCACAACGCGACCGAGAACGUCGUCGAGCCGCACCACAACCACCACCGUCCGAAUCCGGAGCCGUCAGUGCUCUACACCGCUCCUAGUCAUCAUAGUCAUAUCACCAAGAAGCCAAUCAAACCACUUAGUCAUAGCAGACCCAAACCACCAAGUCAAAGUCAACUAAGUCAAUCGACACGGACGCCGUCGGUUGCGGCAUCUGUGAACGUGCGUCCGAGCUCGUCGUCGCGGCUGCCGACGCAACCGCCCCGCCACAGCCUUCUGCCGAUGAGCACAGAUGCCUUCUCGGUGGCGAACAGCAUAUCGAUCGGGCACUACACGAAACCCGGAUGGCAAUCGACCACCGAACCGGGUUUCAUCACGUCCCUACACCACAACGCCAUCCAGACGGGGGUGAAAACCACCCAGUGGCAGUUCACGACCGAACCCGGCUACGUGACGAGGGUGAAGGCGAAGCCGAGCAGCUUCAAGCCGAAGCCGAAGCCGACCAAGAAACCCAUACAGGUCGUCGGCGGCAAGAACACGACCAAGCUGACUUUGAUAAAGGACUCUGUUACGACCAAACGGCCGCCGACAGCAAUAAACCCGGCCGUCAACACGGAAGUUACGAUACAAAAAGUGUCGCUGGCACCGGAUUUAACGCCGACGUCGACGUUCAGCAGCGUCGUUUCCGCGUCCACCGUCGAGAGGCACGAUUGUGGCGUUCCGCAGAUGUUCGCUCAGCCGCAGACGCGAAUCGUCGGUGGAAAAAACGCCCCAUUUGGACGCUGGCCUUGGCAGGUUUCGGUUAGACGUACGUCGUUUUUCGGAUUUUCCAGCACACAUCGAUGCGGCGGCGCCAUUCUCAACGAAAACUGGAUCGCCACCGCCGGACAUUGUGUAGACGAUUUACUCACAUCUCAAAUCAGGAUCAGGGUGGGGGAGUACGACUUUUCGAGCGUGCAGGAGGAACUACCGUACGUUGAGAGGGCGGUGGCCAGGAAGAUCGUCCAUCCGAAGUACAACUUCUUCACCUACGAGUACGAUCUGGCGCUGGUGCAGCUGGACAAACCCCUGGAGUUCGCCAAACAUAUCUCGCCCAUAUGCUUACCAGCUUCCGACGACCUACUAAUAGGCGAGAACGCCACCGUCACCGGCUGGGGGCGGCUCAGCGAGGGUGGCACUCUACCCUCCGUUCUUCAAGAGGUGCAGGUUCCCAUCGUGAGCAACGACCGUUGCAAGAGCAUGUUCCUGCGUGCGGGCCGGCACGAGUUCAUACCGGAGAUAUUCCUGUGUGCCGGCCACGAAGGCGGCGGCCAGGACUCGUGCCAGGGCGACUCGGGCGGACCGCUCCAGGUGCGUGGCAAGGACGGACGCUACUUCCUCGCCGGCAUCAUAUCGUGGGGCAUCGGCUGCGCCGAGGCCAACCUGCCCGGCGUCUGCACCAGGAUCUCGAAGUUCGUGCCGUGGAUUUUGAAGAACGUCACGUAAUGGUAACCUGGAGCAUCAACCCAUUGUCAAUCAAGUAGUUUUUGCACGUCUUAAUCAAAUAAAUUGUUAUUUGUGUUUUAUUUCCCUUUGAAGACUGUAUAAAUGAAAAUCUCACACUCAAUUUCUGAACUGUUUAUUUGUACUGUUUAUCGUAACAUCGUAAAUAAUAUAGCUGAUGUUAAUGAAGUAAACAAACCAGAACUGAUUUAAUCAUCAAGUAAUUUUCAUUAAUAUUGCACAACGUUCUUGUAUUUAUAAAUGAUUGUGUCAUUUUAUGCCGUAAAAUAAUAGUAAAUCAUAGUUAAUUCCGCCUUUAUCGCAUUUAUACACAAACCGUAAAUAACUUGAAAACCGUUGAGAUUUCCAUUUACACUUGUCACUCGACAAUAAGUGCAACGUAAUUAUUUUCUUUUACUUAAACACCCAUUUAUUGCAUCGAUUUUCACUCCGGUUAAGGAGCAAGAAAAACGUAUUUUCCCCAUUUUUAUUCAAUUUUGUCGCGGUCUUUGUGUAUUAAUUGUCGAAGAGCUCCAAUUUUUUUCACCGAGGCGUCGAAUUCGUUAAUUAACAGUGCGCAGUUUUAAUAAAGAAACUUGAUUUCCACUGUUAUUCGAAUCGUUAAUUUUGAUUUCAAUUUCCACCGUCGACCCUCCACUACGGAAACAUUUUUAUGUCACUUUUUAUUUGUGUUGCCCCAGCAAUUAAUUCUGGUGAAACAUUGAAAAAAAAAAACAACAAUCCUCCGAUUUGGAACAGAAAAUUGGCUGGCGAAGUUUCCGGACCUGCGGGAACCGGACCGACCCCGUUUCGUUGGCUGCUUAUAGUUUCAGCGUUUAAAGUGAUCAUAAAUCACAUUCAUGCUGUUCGAAAAACCGCGGUUUUACGACCACUAAUAAAAUUUUACACUCCGAAUCGCCGAACGGUCCCCAUGUUCUUCUGUCUGGGAAUUCGAAUUGCGAUUGUCCAUCAAUUGCCCUGAAAAACAUUGUACGCAUAAUAUAUAAAUAACGAAAACUUUUGUACAUAUGCAUUAAUUUAUUUCGAUUGUUAAAGUAGGUUAAUGAAGUUGCAAGUAAAUUUUGUUUUGUUAAUAAUUAGUAAGGUAUUCUCACGAACGUAUCAGUUUAAAUUACGUGAAACCAAAUAUUCAAAUAAGUGUACAUAAUUAGUUGUGUGUAUUUAUGUAUGUAAUUCUGUAGUAGUGUUUUAGGGCGUUAUUUCUUUGUGCAGUAUCAUUAUUUAUGUUUGUAAUCGAUUUAUUUAAGCUAUGAUAAAAUGCAAUUAAAUCAUUGGUUUCGAUCCAAUGUUGUGAUAUGAUACAAUGACUAUUAUAAUAUUAUAUUUUUUCAAUCACCACGCAACCUAAGGAUUUAAUUUAAUUCGGCUCUCUAGUUCACAAUUAUAAUCCAUUUCAUUUCUAAACUAAACUCUUGUUGCAUUUUAGCCCCGUCAAAAAGUGGGAUGAAAAGCUUUGAUUAAACAGUUCGUUUCGGUAGUUCAACAGAAGUUCCAACUUCGAUCUAAUAAUGCGGAUAUGUCUGCAUAAACACAGUUCGCGAAAAGCCGGAAAAGUUUGGAGUAACAGUACAUGCAAUUUAAUUCCGCAUCCUAAAUACACGUUAAAUAUUGCCCCCGCCAUCUCGGAAAUUAAAUUUUCAAUUCAUCCACAAACGGAUUUAACACCGUUUUAAUAAAAGGGCCAUUGUGUAUUCGAUUUAGCCUGUUUAUUAACUUCGUCCAUAAAUAAUGCGCCCGGUAAAAUUUGAGCAGAACGCGCCGUUUGCAUAAACAGAUUACGUUAAAUGAGGAAAUUAAGAACCGCCGUGCGGUGAAAAUGGUGGUGCCUUUUCGCGGCAAAUUAGACACUAUUUUUCACGAGCCGGAAGUGGCCCGAAUGACUUUACUCGAAACAGCUGUGUGUGUGCGGGGCGGCAAUCCGGCCGAAAUUUAAACGGUUUUUCUAAGGAUUUAAUUUCGAAAUAAUAUUCUCAUUUCCUUUUAGGCACAUCGAAUGGGAAAUAACGAACCUUCACGUCACUGUCGGCUUACUUGUUACUAACUAACUGCCUUAUUAAACUUAAUGCGAGCUUCAACUUUACCUGUUUGCUGAAGUUUUCAAUUUGGAACGCUAUUUCGUAGUUGAAUGAAUAAAAAUUAAAACAAUCAGAUUUAGUUUAGAAAUGAGAUGACAGUUAAUUAAAUUUGUUGAUCUGAAAUCAUUUCGUUGCUGAUAGCUGUGAGUAGAUGUUUUAGGUUUCGGCCUAUUAAUAAAUAUUAAUUAUUGCAAUAAUUUUAAUACUAUAAUUUAUUAGUUAAUUGCAUCAGGGUUAACUUUUAUUGCUUAUUAAGUUAUUAUACAUAUGUACGUUUUAUUGAUUGUAAAUAUGGUAAAUUAUAUUUUUUUAUA